Rhincodon typus (whale shark) is the source of this 2352-nucleotide messenger RNA. RefSeq names its product WASH complex subunit 4 (gene washc4). The record is from RefSeq and is a predicted model, not a curated record. The transcript is spliced from 18 exons. Gene Ontology annotation, cellular component: endosome; WASH complex. NCBI's taxonomy places the organism in Eukaryota, Metazoa, Chordata, Chondrichthyes, Orectolobiformes, Rhincodontidae. Gene Ontology annotation, biological process: endosomal transport; endosome organization. Bases 277 to 2352 code for a protein of 691 amino acids.
CUGCUCCAUUGCUGAACAGAGCGUGAAAUGUUGCACCAAGUCGCAAUAUGCUAAUUGAGAGGAAAGCUGCUGUAGUUCAUUGCACUGAUGAAGUUAUAGCAGUCGGACUGGCCUGGGGGCUCUUGCAGGGCUUCAGAUAAUUUAUCGCCCUGAGUAACUUUGCUUUCCAAAAAUUGUCUCAAAUUUUGAGCAGGACAGUUUGAAGAAAUGUCUGAAUGCAGUUGUUUUUGCUUUUAGGAGUUAUCUUGUUUUGUUACAAGAUGUUACGAAGUUGUAAUGAAUAUUGUUCAACAGCUCGCUUCACUCUACACUAGUAAUAAGAAUGCCCCAAAGGUCAUGGAAACAACUGGAGUUCAUUUCCAGAUUGUAUAUGAGCAUCUUGGAGAACUGCUGGCUGUUCUCCUCAUUUUGGAUGAAAUAAUCGGGAAUCAUGUUACCUUGAAGGACCACUGGAUCAUGUACAAAAGGUUGUUGAAAUCUGUCCACCACAAUCCAUCAAAAUUUGGAAUUGCUGAGGAAAAGCUGAAACCGUUUGAGAAAUUGCUGUUAAAGCUGGAGGGGCAGUUACUCGAUGGAAUGAUUUUUCAGGCCUGUGUUGAGCAGCAGUUUGACACAAGGAAUGAACCAACCUCUGUCUCAAAGAAUAGCACUUUUGCAGAAGAGUUUGCCCACAAUAUUCGCACUAUUUUCACCAACGCAGAAUCCAAGCUUGGGGAGCCUUCUGAAAUUGACCAGCGAGAUAAAUAUGUUGGGGUUUGUACACUAUUUGUGUUGCACUUCCAGAUUUUCAGAACAUUAGAUAAAAAACUGUACAAAUCUUUAAUGGAUGUUUGCAAGAAGGUACCUGCCAUCACCCUCACUGCCAAUAUUAUUUGGUUUGCUGAUCAGUUUUUGCUGGACAAAAUGGCACCAGCUGCGAAGAUUGUAGAGAAAAAGAAUUUACAAUCUAUUAAAAGUCAGAGAGAAACAUUUCUACAACAAAAGGCCCAAACUCUCUCUAAAGAUGUGCAGUCAUAUUAUUUGUUUGUAAGCUCAUGGAUGAUGAAAAUGGAAUCCAUCUUGUCCAAGGUACAGAGUGUAGAGAAGUUUGCUGAACAUCUUUCCAACCGAUGCAGUAUUUUUAUACAGGGUAUUCUGUAUGCAAACAGCCUCAGUAAUAUUAUCCGAACCACAAUGAAUCUUUACAUGUCAAUGCAGAAACCCAUGACCAAAACAUCAGUGAAAGCUUUAUGCAGACUUGUGGAGCUUUUAAAGGCAAUUGAACACACAGUCCACAGGAGGACAAUGGUAAUAGCGGAUUCUGUGUGUCAUAUUGCUCAAUACCUUCAACAUCAGGCCCUGAAUUCAAUUUCUGUUGCCAAGAAAAGAGUAAUAUCUGAAAGGAAGUACAGUGAGCGACGCCUGGAUGUGCUGUCAGCCCUAGUCCUGGCUGAAAAUGCUCUCAAUGGCCCCAGCACUAAAGAGCGUAAACUCGUAGUCGCACUUGCGUUAAGUGUGGGAACACAAAUGAAAACAUUCCGCGAUGAAGAAUUGCUGGUGUUGCAAAUAGUGCUGAAGAAGUUGGACUUGAUCAGUGAGCUCAGAGAGAGGAUUCAAAUUCUGUGCAACUGUAACUUCUUGUACUGGCAUCGAACUAUUUUCCCCAUCUAUUUGGAUGAUGUUUAUGACAACGCUGUAGAUUCUGCGAGAGUACAUUACAUGUUCAGCGCUCUGAGGGAUUGUGUCCCACCUAUGAUGCAUGCAAGACAUCUGGAGUCCACCCAAGUAUUGCUGGAAUCCUUUGAUAAAGAAAUCAUGGAUGUGCUGAAUGAGCACCUUUUGGAUAAACUGUGUAAAGAGAUUGAGAAGGAUCUGAGACUGUCUGUGCACACACAUUUAAAAUUGGAUGAUCGGAAUCCAUUCAAAGUUGGCAUCAAAGACUUGACAGAUUUCUUCUCUAUCAAACCAAUCCGUUUCUUUAACCGAUUCAUUGACGUCAAAGCAUAUGUAACUCACUAUCUGGACAAGACCUUCUAUAACCUGACAACAGUGGCUAUUCACGACUGGGCCACCUAUAGUGAAAUGAGAAAUCUCGCAACCCAGCGCUACAGUCUCUCAAUGACAGAGGCACACCUUCCGAGUCAGACCUUGGAGCAGGGAUUAGAUGUUCUGGAAAUCAUGCGAAACAUUCAUGUGUUUGUCUCAAAGUACCUCUAUAAUCUCAACAAUCAGAUCUUCAUCGAACGAACAAGCAACAAUAAGCAUUUGAAUACGAUCAACAUUAGGCAUGUUGCAAACUCAAUCCGUACACAUGGCACUGGCAUUAUGAACACAACAGUAAGUGCACUUGUACUUAACUGGAUGAAUUGUUAA